GUUGCCUGCUUGGCCUCCCAGAAGAUGCAGCCAGGAGACAGCAGCUCUCGCCCGUUCAAGCAGAGGAAGAGCCUCGCCACCAGGAUGCAUGAAGUGACGGAGAUCCGGAUAAAAUAUCCCAACAAGAUCCCGGUGGUUGUGGAGCGCUACCAGAAGGAGAAGACCUUGCCACCCUUGAACAGGACCAAGUUUCUGGUGUCCCAGGACCUGCCCCUGUCCCAGUUUGCUGUCACCCUGCGGACACGGCUCUGCUUGGCCUCCUCCCAGACCUUCUACCUGCUGGUGAACAACAAAGGGCUGCCGAACAUGGCUGUGACCAUGCAGGAGCUGUACCAGGACAACAAGGACGAGGAUGGCUUUCUCUACCUGACCUACGCCUCCCAGGAGAUGUUUGGUGGCUCCUCCUCCAACGAGCCAGCAGCUGCUUGAUCCCAAAACCACUUGCCACCACCGUGUCCUCGUGGCUGCCCAUCUCAGGGCUCCGAUGCUGGUGAGAUUGGGGAUG
Calidris pugnax (ruff) is the source of this 505-nucleotide messenger RNA. RefSeq names its product microtubule-associated proteins 1A/1B light chain 3C-like. Gene Ontology annotation, biological process: cellular response to nitrogen starvation; macroautophagy; autophagy of mitochondrion. Lineage: Eukaryota; Metazoa; Chordata; Aves; Charadriiformes; Scolopacidae. Gene Ontology annotation, cellular component: autophagosome; autophagosome membrane; cytosol. The record is from RefSeq and is a predicted model, not a curated record. The transcript is spliced from 4 exons. Gene Ontology annotation, molecular function: ubiquitin protein ligase binding. The coding region runs from base 25 to 429 and encodes 134 amino acids.